CAUAAAGAAACCCAAUAAAUUCAACAAAGCGAAUUCUCUCUCUCUCUCUCUCUCUCUCUCUCUCUACUGAUUGAGGAAGACAAGAAAAAGGGGCUAAACACUGUUCAUCGUCCUCUCUCUCUCUCUCUCUGAGAAGAAUCCGCCAUGAAAAUAAAGAACAAAGGUAAAGUUUACCCAUCUCCUCCUCCACCUCAGCUGUCGAGCUCUGUCAAUGGAGAAGAUGGGUUUCUCUCCGUCCUGAAGCUUCUUCCCGCUGCGAUUCUUGUUCUUGCUUCUGCUCUCUCAGCCGAAGACCGCGAAGUCCUCGCUUACUUGAUCACUAGGUCCCUCAAGACCACCACCACCGCCGCCGCCGCCGCCGCCUCCGGCAAAUCAAGAAGCCCCUGUUCUGCGGCGGCUUCUUCGCCGUCGUCGUCUUCUUCCUCCUCCAUGACCCAUGACUCGAAGAAGAAGAAUAAGAAGAAAUCUGGUAAAAAGGGUGAAGCCCAUAAACCACCGGAGUUCGAUUGCGAGUGCUUUGACUGUUACACCAGCUACUGGUUCCGAUGGGACUCGUCGUCGAAUCGCGAGCUCAUCCACCAUGUCAUCGAAGCUUUCGAAGAUCAUCUGAUUAGCGGUGAAGCUUCUUCUUCUCAGAAACCGAAGAGGAACAAUGGAAGGGGAAAGAAGAAGGAGAAGUCGGGUCGUCGUGGAGGAGACAAACCCAAGCCGGCGGAGCCCUCAAUCGGACCCGACGAAUCCACCGCCGUAUCGCCGGAGAUCUCCGCCGUUCCUGAUGAAAUCGCCGCCGUGUCUCCCGCUAGCUCGCCGGGAAGAUUCGCCGGAAAGCGAGAUGAUGAGGUGGCGGAGGAGGUGUUAGCCGGAGAGACACCGGAGAGUUCGCCGGUGGUGGCUGUACGGACGCCGGCGCAGGCUGAGCGGAAGGGGUUGGCGAGGAAGGUGUUGCCGGACGUGUUGGGUUUAUUCAAUUCCCGUAUAUGGAGUCUUUGGAAUCCGAACGCUUAAGGCAUAUAUCAUCGGGAAAAAAACUGAAGCUCCUUUUGGUUCCAAAAAAAACUUGCAAGAAAAAAAAAGGUGAAUGCUUUUGCUUUUUUUUUUUUGCUUCUUCUUUAUGAAAAAAAUAUCAAGAAUCAACGGCAUGGUUAUGUUUGUGUAUAUUCUUGGUUGAAAUGCAAAUGCAGGCGUAAUCCCA
This is a messenger RNA of Tarenaya hassleriana, 1192 nucleotides long. RefSeq lists its product as uncharacterized. The transcript has a single exon. The record is from RefSeq and is a predicted model, not a curated record. Lineage: Eukaryota; Viridiplantae; Streptophyta; Magnoliopsida; Brassicales; Cleomaceae. The coding region runs from base 145 to 1005 and encodes 286 amino acids.